Molecule: messenger RNA, 6924 nt
Organism: Folsomia candida
Lineage: Eukaryota; Metazoa; Arthropoda; Collembola; Entomobryomorpha; Isotomidae
Product: ATP-binding cassette sub-family A member 3
Exons: 38
Coding region: 853-6267 (1804 amino acids)
Biological process (GO): transmembrane transport; lipid transport
Cellular component (GO): membrane; intracellular membrane-bounded organelle
Molecular function (GO): ATP hydrolysis activity; ABC-type transporter activity; lipid carrier activity
Source: RefSeq, a predicted model, not a curated record
UCAGUUCGCUUGCAGACAUGCGAGGGAGAUGUCUUUCAGGUCAGGUUGAUUUUCUAGCGUAUAGUGCACAUUGCGUAAGAUAGUGGACAUUACUUGGUGAAUCUAACCCAGCGUCAUUCCUAUUUGAAAAUAUACUACCAUUCCAUUUUGUCGUUAUAUUAUCGUCGUUGAAUUCAAAUCAGCAUUAAGAGAGUUUUAGUUAGUGUUGUACUUAUUCGUGCUAAUGACAAAGCCCAACAAUCUCGCCACCCAUUUUUUGCAUUGGUGUCUCAUUGUGAGUUGCAGAAAUCGGAAAAGUCCAAGUUUCGUGAUAGUUUUUGUCCCCACGUGGAGGAGUUUUUGCUCAAACCUCCUCCAGUGAAUGCAUGCACAACAACGAAAAUAAUUUCAGGGAAGGAUAAAGCUAUCAAUCAAAUCUACACUCGUACACAGGGUGAAUUAUCAUAAGUGAUUGUGAAGUGGAUGGGAGAAUCUUGUUCUUUGCUGGAUACAUACAUUGGAAAUCCCAUGAUUUCUCAAAAUUGCUGUGGUAGGCUGGACCAGAUUCUGUAACCAACAUCGUCGUUUCACUGGAACAACUGGAGUUAUUUCAAAACAAUUGUGAUAUGAUAGCCCGCAAUGAAAAGUUUAUGAAUUAACAUUUGUGCAACAUUUUAACAAUGUCCAACUGAUGAAUGACCCACCCAUCCAUCCAAAACCACCGUCUGUUUCAUCGACCUGAAGGAAACAAGUAACGCUGGUCAAUGUCCAGCGAAAUAUUUUGCAAUUUUAAAGACUGACCGCAUAAUACAUAAGUUUGUGAAAUACUGCUAACUCUGGAUCAAUUUCCUUAAUUAAAUACGAAGCAGCAAGAUGCCCAGCAAGCGAUACGUGGUGCAGGACAUUCCUGACGAAAAGUCGGGAGAAAAUCAAGUGUCCAAACAAGGUAGGAAGAAUAGAAUGGAGAAGAAAAAGUCGGCCGGAUUCGGUCAACGGCUUGGCCUCCUCCUUUGGAAGAAUCUCCUCUUACGGAGAAGACACUGGAUGGUCACCAUCCUCGAAAUCUUGCUGCCAACCCUCGUCGCCCUGGCGCUCGCCUUUCUCCGAACGCAGAUUGUGGACGAUAAUAAAACUGUGAUGAAUACGACGACCAUAUUUCCGUCGCAGGAUGAGAUGGAAAUGCUGGGAGAGACGAGGAGGACGCUGUUUAGAAAGAGGUCCUUCUUGGCGUACGUACCACAGAAUAAUUUAACCAGACAAAUCAUGGAGGACAUGGCUGGAAGGAUAAAAGCAAAGAGAAUGGAAUUGAAAGGAUUCGAUACGGAGGCGGAAUUGGAGGAAUUUAACGAGCAAAGCGAGUUAGAGUCGGCGAAGGAAUUUGUCCAACGAGUCCGUGCAGCUAUCGUUUUCGGGAAGCCGUUUCACUCUGGAGAUGUCGAAGAUCUUAAAAAUACUCCGGACGGGAGACUCGACUACAUUGUCCGGUUGCCUAUUUACACGAUUGAAACACGAAGCAGUUUUCCUUGGAUUCAGUUUGCUGGCCCAUCGGAUGAUAACGCUUUCUCAUACGUGAACGGAGGAUUUACUGGGUUGCAAAUUCUGCUCGAUAAAAUUCUGAUUUCUUUGGUUUCUGGAAAGGAGGUUGAUACGGAGAUCCAUCACCAAGUUUUUCCGUACCCACCUUACGUCAGAAACAAAGGGUUUGAUCAGCUAAACUCUCUGGCCGUACCGUUGUUUAUGAUCAUUGGAUUUGUUUUCAUCGUCCCGUCCAUCAUCAUUAAAGUUGUUUCUGAAAGGGAGACUGGAAUCAAGGAACUCAUGAAAAUUAUGGGGCUCCCAAAUUGGAUUCACUGGCUCGGAUGGAUGAUCAACUCGCUUCUAGUCCUCGUAAUUUCUGUGACGCUCGUAAUUUUCCUAUUUUUCACGACAUUCAACGAAGAAACUGGUCCAGUUUUGCCGUACAGUGAUCCAACCGUUUGGUGGGUCGUGUUCUUCUUUUACAUCAUCGCAGCAACGUCGUAUUGCUUCUUCGUCUCAGUUCUGUCAGAUCGAGCCACGACUGCAACUGCUCUUGGAAUCGUUACUUGGUUGGUCAUCUACUUGGUGUUGGCCGUUCCAAUGGAGCAAAACGCAGAGUCGGUAACACUGACGCGCAAACUGGUGUCAUGUCUCUUUCCAAAUAUGGCGUUGCAUUGGGCCGUGAAAGCCAUGUACUCGUUUGAAACACGAGGUGUCGGAGCCAAUUGGCAAACUGCUUUUCAACCCACAAGCCCCAUUGACGGGUUUGCCUUGUACCACGUGCUCAUCAUGUUUGUGGUGGAUACUGUAAUAUUUGUGACGUUGACGAUCUAUCUUGAGAAUGUCCUCCCGUCGAAAUAUGGUCUCCGAAAGCCUUGGUAUUAUAUUUUCCAGAAAUCAACAUGGAUCUCUGACGACACUCCGAAGGCAAUUGCAACCCGAAGAGCUUCACUGGCUGCUCCCAUUGAGCGACCAGGAUUUGAAAAGGAACCCGUUGGUCUAACUGUUGGAGUGGCAAUUCAGAACCUUAAGAAAAUCUUUGGCAAGAAACGUGCCGUUGAUGGAAUUUCGUUGAAAGUAUAUGAAGGGCAAAUUACUGCACUUCUUGGGCACAAUGGAGCAGGAAAAACAACUGCGCUGUCAAUAUUAACUGGUCUGUUCCCACCAUCCGGAGGAACUGCUUCUGUUAGUGGUUAUGAUAUCAGAAGUGAGAUGGAUCAAGUGCGAGAAUCCCUUGGAUUGUGUCCACAGCAUAACAUGCUCUUUGAUCGCCUGACCGUUUGGGAGCAUCUCAUUCUCUUUGGACGAUUGAAAGGACUGAGUCACCAAGAGGCUGCAAAGGAUGCCAAAACUUUAAUUUCAAAGUUAGCCUUAAAGGAAAAGACGCAUUACAUGUCUUGCGAGUUAUCUGGGGGACAGAAGAGAAAGCUGUCGCUGGGAAUGGCUUUAAUUGGAGGAUCUAAAGUGGUCAUCCUGGAUGAGUGCACAUCCGGAAUGGACCCAGAAGCAAGGAGAGUAAUUUGGGACUUACUUUUGGAGAUGCGUGGAGAACGUACCAUAAUCUUGACCACACAUUUCAUGGAAGAAGCUGACGUGUUAGGUGACCGGAUUGCUAUGAUGGCGUCUGGAAAAAUAAAGUGCUGCGGAACACCACUCUUCCUCAAAAAAUAUUAUGGCACUGGCUACACACUGAAAUUGACUACAAAUGGAGGAGAAUCUGGGAACAAGGAAAUUUUGGAUGUCGUUCAAUCCUUCAUUCCCCGAGCAAUCAUGGAAUCCAACGAUAACAACAAUGGACACAGCAAUGGUCACAAUAAAAACAAUCAGACCGAAAUUUCAAUGUCACUGCCAAAUGAUGCAAAAACAUUGGAAAUCUUUCCUGACGUGUUUUCAAAAUUGAACACGGAGAAAGAAAGUCUGGGAAUUGUUACGGUCGGACUUUCUCUUUCCACAAUUGAUCAAGUCUUUUUGAAAAUUGGAGAAAUGGAAGCCCUUGAAAAUGGGGAGCUGAUGAUUGAAGAAGAUAAACACAAUGAAAAGCCGAACGGGGUCACCAACGGGAUUAACAUGAAUGGGACGAGUGGAAAUGAAAAGGAAGAACAAAGACGGCCUCAACGACUCCUUAUGCACCAAUUGUUCGGACUCUUCCAAAAGAAAUACAACUUUACAAUCAGGAACAAAAAACUGCUAAUUUCACAGUUCGUGAUUCCACCAUUGCUUCUGAUUGCUGCAAUUUUGCUCAGCACCAUUGCAUAUUCUCCAGCAACGUCUUCACCACCGUUGAAAAUGAAUAUUUCCCAGUUUAAAACUGCUGUCACAUUGUACUCGAGUUCAGAUAAGGAAACUGGGGACAUUUAUUCGAACCUGGUUGGAAAAGAUGGUCAACCGCAAUACAUAAAUCCAAAUUCAACCAAUUUGAUUGACGAAUUGAUCAAAAUUGCCGAUUACGACUUGGGAGCAUAUCGAGACCAAUACAUGAUUGCCGCCUACUUAAACUCGUCCUACGUGAACGCCAUGUACAACUCGAUUCCAUUCCACUCAUCCCCAAUUUCGAUGAAUUUGGCGACCAACACUAUCCUCAAGUCCAUGACGGACAAAAAAGAUUAUUCAAUUGACAUUACUUACCAUCCUUUGGAAAACCAGUUGUUCGCCACGCUCCAAGCAGCCCAACCAAAUCCAGCAUUUACGUUGCUCGUUCCCGUCGUGUUUGGAGCCUUGGUACCCAUCGGUCUGGCCCUCUUUGCAGCAAGUUACGCCGUAUUUCCCACGGAAGAACGGUUGUCCAACUCGAAACAAUUGCAACUCAUGACGGGUGUAAAUACUCUGACCUUUUGGGGAACUUCUUUCGUCUGGGACUUUUUUAUCAUGACGGUGGCCAUUCUUUUGAUGGUUAUAGCAUUUCCUAUUUUUGAGAAUGAGGGAUCCUUCACGGCGCAUGACGGAUUUGGCUCCAUCAUCCUGAUUUUGCUAAUCUACGGAUACUCUGCCAUUUCCUUCUCAUACCUUUUCAGCCUGUUCUCUUCGUCGUCACCAUUUGCAUUCGCGUGGGUCACGAUUAUCCACGUUUUGUUUGGAAUGAUGAUCCCUAUCAUAAUUUUCUUUGCUGAUAACGCCAACUUGACGACGGCACUUUUACCUUUCCGAUGGUUUUUCCGACUCUUUUCUUCCUUUGGUGGGUCCAUGAGUAUAAUGAGGUUCGCUGCAAUUGCGACUUCCAAUUCAAGAUGCAACAUCCUCACGUCGAAAGAACUGGAUAUUAUUUGCAACCCGAAAUAUCAAGUUGACGGACAGCUGCGUCAGUGUUGUCCAAACUGUUUGGAAUUUGCGAAUGAAUUCACCCCAGAUAUACCUGCCUGUUUCGAACCAGAGAAAUUUUUCACGUGGAAUUAUACUUACACGUCUGCAACGGAUGCAAAAAAAUACACGAUUCCGGGAAUUGGUCAAGAAGUGAUGUACGUUAUGAUCAUUGCGCUAGUAUAUCAGAUUCUCGUGGUUCUCAUAGAGUCCGGAGUACUUCAAAGGGUUCGGGCCAAGAUUGGUGGAAUAUUCGAAGCUGGAACGAGCAAAUCUUUAGAUGCAAUGGAAAAAGCGGAGGGAUACAAGGUUGACGAAGAUGUGGCUGCGGAGAAUGAACGAGUUCAUAAAAUGACCAAAUCUGAGGACGCAUUAGUCGUAUGCGAUUUGAGUAAAAACUUUGGAUCAUUUGCGGCUGUGAGAGAAAUUAACUUUGGAGUGCAUUACGGAGAAUGUUUUGGAUUGCUUGGUGUCAACGGAGCAGGAAAAACAACGACUUUUAGGAUGCUCACUGGAGAUGAGGAUUUAACAAGCGGAAAUGCAUCCAGUUUUAUGAACACUUUACGAACAAACAAGAAAGACUUUUUCGCAAACAUUGGUUAUUGUCCGCAAUUUGAUGCUAUUAUUAGCUCGCUAAGUGGCCGAGAAAUGUUAACUCUGUUCUGUCAUCUGCGAGGCGUUCCUUUCAGUGAAACCAGGAAAGAAGUGGACAAAUGGCUUUUGAAAUUGGGACUCGAAAAAAGUGGCGACGUCCCCAGUGGAAGUUACAGUGGUGGCAUGAAGCGUAGACUGAGCGUGGGAAUUGCGAUGAUUGGUGACCCACCAGUCGUCCUUCUGGAUGAGCCGACUUCAGGAGUCGACCCUGCAUCUCGACGUCAAUUUUGGGACGUAAUCUCAUCUGCCAAAGCCUCAGGACAGUCUGUGAUACUCACGUCACACAGCAUGGACGAAAUUGAAGUUCUGUGCUCCAGAUUAGGAAUCAUGGUAAAUGGACGUUUCCAAUGCAUGGGUUCGGCAGAAUAUCUCCGAAACAAGUUUGCACACGGGUACACGCUCGUCCUAAGACUUAAACACCACCACCAUGUCGAUUCACCCAUAAUAGCUCAUAUGAAAACGGAAAUCUCAACUAGAUUCGACCCUUGCGAGCUGCAAGAUGAGCAUCAAAACAUUCUCCAAUUCCAACUUCUCGACUCGACAAUCCCAUGGGACGAGAUUUUCAGGAAUAUGGAAGAAUUAAAGAAAAUGCACAUUCCAGCAGUGCCCGAAAUUAUGUCGGAAACCAGUAGAAGACAAAGUCUCAAGAUUGUUCCUGGCGAAGACGACGCCACGUACGGAAGUCUUAUCGAAGACUACACCGUUUCACUCACCUCUUUGGAGGAAGUGUUUCUAUCCUUCGCACGUAAACAAUAUUCUGGCAGAAGUGCAGAGUCGUCCUGUCUUGGGUUAGGUUUGGUGUGUAAGAGUUGCAAUAUUUAACUGUGAUUUUAUAAUUAAUUUUAUUUAAAAUUUAAUACGCGGUCUGAUUUUAUUAGUGUAAUAACUACUUAAAGAAUGAUAUUAUUAUCUCUAAACGUAAUAUUAGUCUACCUUUGUGAGAGGUAUUUAAUUCGUGUGCAAAUAAUGUACAUACUUUUAUCUGGUGAAUAAGGAUGUUGAGAUUUUGUUUCUAGAUAGAAGAGGUAUUAAUCGUUCCUACCGUGGUUGUCCUGCUACUGUGGUUGUUUAUAUCUUGUCUUAAUUGGUAGUGCCUAAUUGGCAGAUGGACACGUGUCAUAUGUAUAAAUAACCGGAUGCGGAUCCAUUCUUUUUAUAUUAAAGGGAUGGAUAACAGAUGCAUUGGUUGGUUGGUGUAAUCAACAGCCAUAAUAAUACUUACGCAAUACAGAUAUUCAAUCAAAUGUAUACUUAAAAUCAGAUAGACAAAUUUUGAUACUGUGUUUCUAAUGACACAUUAAAUUUGUCAUAAAUAUCUUUAUACUCAAAAUGCCAAGAUUGGAAUGUAUCAUUUUUAUUUUAUUGAUCAUGUAAUAUAAUGUUGAUCAGUGGAAUAACAAAUUUAAUGCCAUACUUUAAUCUAGUACUUAAUUAUAAUUUAGAAUAAAUGAGUCAAUCCUCUUGAUUCUCUAAACAACA